This is a messenger RNA of Daldinia decipiens, 4031 nucleotides long. RefSeq lists its product as uncharacterized. Gene Ontology annotation, cellular component: cytoplasm; fungal-type vacuole membrane. The transcript has 2 exons. The coding region runs from base 138 to 3752 and encodes 1204 amino acids. Gene Ontology annotation, biological process: vesicle-mediated transport; autophagy; endosomal vesicle fusion. The record is from RefSeq and is a predicted model, not a curated record. NCBI's taxonomy places the organism in Eukaryota, Fungi, Ascomycota, Sordariomycetes, Xylariales, Hypoxylaceae.
UAGGUAGGUAGGUAUGUACACGUCCAAAUUCCCAGGAUGCUGCACCUGUAUUACCUUAUCAUCACCACUAUUACUUCUAUAUUCACAAGGAGCCAUCAUGACUAACUCCAAUUUCUUAUGAUGCUGUCGCUUCCACCAUGGCUUCCGAACCUCAAAGCGACAAGAACUCGCAAAAGGCAUUCGAUGCCGGGCCCUUCGUACUUCGUACCCUCUUCGCAGACGUUCCACUAUCGGAAGAUGGAACAAGGGACGAUAUAAAGAUUAACUGUGUCGAAUAUCUAGAUAACCACUUAUACGUAGGCACGUCCGACUCGGAACUUCUUCACUUCUUUCAGAUACCCCCAGAUCCUGCAGACAAAUCGAGCGCCCCGACCUUCAUCCUCGCCUCAAGGCUGCGCCCUGCUUUCGCCGAAUCAGCAGCAGCGUCUAACUGCACGAGACCUGGUGUCCAGCAAAUACUAUUGCUGCCAACCGUCAACAAGGCUUGUAUUUUAUGUAACUGGACAGUCACCUUCUAUUCGCUCCCAGAAUUAAGCCCGGUCUUUGGCGGAACACAGGUCAAGAAUUGUAACUGGGUAGGUGGAAUAGACCUCAAUGAGUUGACUGCUAGCCAAGAUGGACGGGAAGGGCCCACAGGCGUCACCAUCUUGUUGUCGCUUAACCGGAAGAUCCAGGUGGUCAACAUAGCCGAUAGGGCUCAUCCUAUCAAAAAGAUCGACUUUGCGGGAAGCACAAUUUCUAUAAGGAGAGACUCCAUUGCUUGCGUAGCGGACUCGCGCAGCUAUGCCUUGCUCGAAAUUAAUCACCAAUUGAAGAUACCCUUGAUGUCAAUAUCAUCACUGGAUGAGGCCGAGCCAGGGAAUAUUAUUGGCCAAGCCCAACAUAUUUCCGGGAGUUCAGGAGGUGGGUUAAAUCGCAGCAAUUCUUCCGCACAAUCUCGCUCGCAGACUGAGAGUCCUGAACCUCCUACUCAUAGGCGGGGAACCAGCUUGGGUGACUUCAUCACGGGUGCCAAUCGGAGACAGGAAUCUCAUGCCGCCGAGGACGAAGACCCAAUCUCGCGACAACCAACUCCGUCUGAAUUAACGGCGGGCCAAUCCCCUCCUGAGGACCCAAAUAGCCCAGCACCAGACAGAGCCACAGAGGGCCAAACAGGCCGAACCAUUCCCACUUCUAGGCCUAAGCCGGGUCUUCUGAAACCGCUUAUCGUAUCUCCAACGCCAGAAGAGUUCCUGUUGGUCACAGGUACAGAUCCGCUAGAGCCGGGCAUUGGAAUGUUUGUAAACUUGGAUGGCGAUCCAACAAGGCCUACCAUUGAGUUUGAUCGAUAUCCUAAGGAGAUUGUCGUUGAUGGAGGUCCUAUAGAUACAUCCUCAACGCGGGCGUCCCCCGCUCCGGAAGAGGAGGGAUUUGUCCUUGCAUCAAUGGGGAGAGACUUCUCUGAUGGUAUUCAUUAUGGUCUUGAGAUUCAACGCUGGGAUAGUGACGCAGCCGAGGGCGAGGUCUCAAAACAUUGGCUCGAGCCUCCAAUUGCUGACCCGUCUGCCAACUCUGCACAGAACAUAGGAAUUCGAUCAUUGCGGGGGAUAGAUGAUACACACUUCCCAGAAAUUGUCGACAAAUUGUGUCGGCGGAGAUUUGCUCCGUUUUUAUCAGAUAACUCAAACGCUUCGACAAUGUCUCUGCGAACUUGUGAUUCUAGAACAGCCUCUUCUAUAGAGAGGGUGUCUAAAGAGAGGGAGCUUUUUGAUAGGGAUACUGAUUCUCAGAGUGAAGAAUUCUUUCCCGAUGGUUGGCAGGCGACACGUAACGCCGAAGAGGAAGAUUAUGCUCGCCGCCUCGCAGGAAGUACUGCUCGCUUGGCUGUGUGGUCUGGAAAGGAUAUAUGGUGGGCUAUUCGAAAUCCAUUAAUAUUACGGUUAGAUGCUCAGCUAGAAGCGACGGUCUCGGCAUUGAAACAGGCAUCUACUGAGCGACAAGACUUGUUCACUAUCCUGAAUUCCUUCCGAGGUCAGGACGCUAAAUCGGAGUUAGAGUUUCUAACAUUUAACUAUAUACGACAACGAGCAGGUGUACUCUUAUUAACGAGCUUCCUAAAGUUAGAAGAUACCCCUUUCUCGGAAUCGGAGCUCCGAGCCAUGGAAGAGAUCUUAGUUGAUAGCCUUCUUGACCCUCGAGUUGUUCUAUCUCUAACAGCUGGAGCUCGUAACGAGGUAAUCGAGACGAAACGAGGCAUCUGGAUAUUUGGAGGUGUCAAAUCGACUGCUGAGGAAUUCAUCUCGAAUAGGGACUUCGAUAAGGGUAACUCAACUAUGAGCACAUUACCACUGUCUGUAUUGCAUUUUCUUAGGCGUUUUCUUGCUGCAUGGCGACGUAAAAAGGGCUUUGGUAGUAUACCGGACGAAAGCGAGGUUUUCCGUACAGUUGAUGCGGCUCUACUUGCCGUCCUCCUUGAGCUUGAUCAACAUUCGACCACAGGUCCAGCCAAAGCAAGGUCGAUCCGUGCAGAUUUAUACGAGCUUGUAGAUACGGGGGUCGAUUGUUUCAACAGAGCAGAGACAUUGAUCGAAUCCUACCACCGUCUCUAUGUGCUUAGUAGGCUCUACCAGAGUCGUAAGAUGGCAGGGGAAGUUUUGGCUACUUGGAAACGCAUCAUCGAAGGCGAGCGGGAUGACGGGGGUGAAUUAACCGACGGCGAACAGCGAGUACGCGAAUAUCUCUCGAAGAUUAGCAACCAAAGCCUAGUUCAGGAAUAUGGUAUCUGGCUUGCGAAUCGAAACCCGAAGCUUGGAGUCCAGAUCUUCGCCGACGAUAAAGGCCGUGCCCCGAAAUUUGAGCCUACCCAAGUAGUUCAACUCCUCAGAGAAGAGGCCCCGGGUGCGGUAAAGUAUUAUUUAGAGCACCUGGUGUUCGGUAAGGGCCAUACUGUAUACGUAAACGAGCUGAUUAUGUAUUACCUGGAUAUCGUGAUCACUCGCUUUCGGACGUCGUCUGAAGCUCGAGAUGUAGUGACGUCUACGUAUACGGCAUACCGUGCUCUGCAGCCUCCUAAACCCACGUACCGCCAAUUCUUGACUGACAACGCUCCUGCCGAUGACGAGGCGUGGGUUAGUCGGCUACGGCUCUUGCAGUUGCUUGGUGGCAACCAUGACUUUGAUUUGGCAGUUAUCAGGAGCCGAAUCGCAAGUUUGAACACCGCGGCUGAAGACCUUCUUGUACCUGAGACCAUAAUACUCGACGGCCGAGAACGUAAGCACGAAAACGCACUGCGCUUAUUGGUCCACCAUCUCGGAGACUACGAUACGGCCGUGGCCUACUGCCUCCGCGGCGGCUCCAGCAUCUACACGAUCUACCAAGCCCAACAAAACCAACCGCCCACAAACCCGGAGGCUCCUAAAGCGCCAACGCGCCGCGACAGCAUGCCACCGACGCAAGAUCAGCAGGCCCGGCUUUUCCGCGCCUUGCUUGGCGAGUUCCUCAAACUAGAGGAUAUCAGCGACCGCUUGGAUCAGACGGGUUUGCUCUUGGAGAAAUUCGGGGGAUUCUUCGACGUCAACGAUGUCUUGUCAGUAAUACCCGAUAGCUGGAGCGUGGAUUUGGUCGCGGGUUUCUUGGUGAAAGCACUCAGACGGAUCGUAGUCGAGAAGAACGAGACUACGGUGGCGAGGUCGCUUAGCUCGUCACAGAACCUCCAGACGCAACACGACUUGAUCAUGCGGAUCCAAGAGAAAGGGCCUAGCAUUGAGACAUAGGGGUAAUGAUGUUCGUAUAAUGACUAUGUUCUUUGGAACGUGGUUAGUUUCUUGGCUGGCCCUUCGCUGCGAUUGCUUGAUGCGCCGUUCCUUGUACAAUUUAUACCCUAUCUACGUUCGAAUUCCGUUGUAGCAAAUUAAACGCUCGCUUCGGGUCUCUAUUCAGCUUCACAUCUGUCUCGAGCUAGGCUUGUGGCCUCGGUUAGAUCACAUUAAAUCGGGCCCCUAUUCCCCUAUUCAUUAUUUACGAACAAUGUCGGUUUAUUAUUUGCCAUCAAG